Nanorana parkeri is the source of this 4593-nucleotide messenger RNA. It is a transcript of the gene COL20A1, whose product is annotated as collagen type XX alpha 1 chain. The record is from RefSeq and is a predicted model, not a curated record. The coding region runs from base 95 to 4453 and encodes 1452 amino acids. Lineage: Eukaryota; Metazoa; Chordata; Amphibia; Anura; Dicroglossidae. Gene Ontology annotation, molecular function: protein binding. The transcript is spliced from 40 exons.
ACCUCUAAUGUGUCUCUUCUCCCCUCUAUAGACACAGCCGGGACCCUCAUCAGAUCAUGGAGUGAUUGGGACGGCCGGGACACGAUCAGUCACCAUGCAGCUCCUGUUCGCACUGAUCAUUAUCCGGGCCGUCAGCAGUCUCCAGGCUUCAGGCUCUGGACGGUUAAGGCUGGCCGUUCUGGCUGAGGACAGAUUGCAGAUGAAAUGGAAGGAGGCGGAGGGGACCAGCAACGUUUAUAAGGUGCUAGUGAAACCGCUGACGGGGGAUCCUGAACAGGAAGUGAUGUUGAAAACAAAGACAGCCAAGGCUACGGUGGGAGGCCUGGACCCCGUAAAGGAGUACGUCCUACAGAUACACGUCAUCCAAGGAGGGCAGAACACCUUAAUUGCCAAGAAGAAGUUCAUCAUUGAAGAUUUGAAGACCCAAGUCCGAAAUGACAAGAAAAAGGUGGACGUCACCCCAACACCGCGGGUCAUGGAGUCCUCCUCACCAGCAGAGGGCAGUAUUACAGUCACAGAGCGGAGAGAGGACAAGGAGCAGUUGGAUACCCCAAGCCCCAGAUCACAGGUGCCCGAAGGGCGAAAGCCUGGUCCCCAGAAUGCUACCCUGCUGCCUAGACCUACCCAGAAAAUUUCCUCCAAGUCAGAACGAGAGGUGUCAGUGACCCCCAGCACCCCACGGAGAGGGCCGGUGCACCAGUGUGACACAGCGCUGGAGUGGGACAUAAUUCUGCUGGUGGACAGUUCCUGGAGCGUGGGACGCGCCAACUUCAGACUGGUGAAGAACUUCCUGUGGGGGAUUCUCAGCCCCCUCCACAUCUCCAGGGACAAGAUUAGAGUCGGUCUGUCUCAGUACAGCGGGGAGCCACAGACUGAAUGGGAUCUGAACUCCUAUUCCACUAAAGCAGAAGUCCUGGAAGCCAUAAAAAGGGUGAAGUAUAAGGGAGGAAACACCUUUACCGGUAUGGCUCUCACGCACGUGCUGGAGGAGAAUCUACGAGCUGCCUCAGGGGCGCGCGCCCAGGUGGGCAAAGUGCUGGUCCUCUUAACGGACGGGAAGUCCCAGGAUGACGCCAUCACAGUGGCGCAGACCCUCAAAGAGGCCGGAAUAUACAUGUUUGCUAUAGGGGUGAAGAACGCAGACGAAUCGGAGCUGAGAGAGAUGGCGUCCCUGCCAACCGACCUGACUGUCCACAUGGUAGCCGACUUUCCCAUGCUCAGCCCUCUGGUGGGAGACGUGUCCCGGGCGCUGUGCAUGCGGCUGAAGGAGAGACGGAAGGAGGUGGACAUCGGGUCGCAGAAAGUCGCCAUGCCCGUCAGCGUAGACCCGCACCCCAGCCCCACCCAACUGGUGGUGUCCGAUGUCACGGCCAGGAGCAUGCGUGUGUCCUGGACCCCUCCUCAGCAGCCCGUCCGCAAGUACCGUAUUGUCUACUACCCGUCCCGUGGUGGCACGCCUCAAGAGGUGGUCUUAGAUGGAGAUUCAACCUCUGCCGUCCUGAAGAACUUGACGGCUCGCACCGAUUACCUGGUCUCUGUCUUUCCCAUCUACGUCAGUGGCGUGGGCUCCGGACUCCGAGGAAUCACCUCCACCUUGCCGCUUUCUGCUCCCCGUGAGCUCUCAGUGGUCCAAGUCACUGACACGUCCUUUGAGGUACAUUGGCAACCAUCGGAGGGCGCCUCCUACUAUAUGGUGACCUACUCAUGGGAGACUGGUCAUAAGGAGGAGGUGAAAGAGAUUAAAACGGGAGACACAAAAGUCCUGGUGUCUGGCUUGUCCCUGAAUACCACGUACAGCGUGACUGUGGUAGCUGCAGCGGGAGAAGAGACCAGUGACCCGGUCACCAUACAGCAGACCACAGAGCCAGUGCGGCACAGUCUGCGGUUCACCAAUGUCACCCACAGCAGCGUAACGUUGUACUGGGAGGUAGCGCCACCUAAUGGAACGAUCCAGCACAUCUCUUAUACAUCUGACGUGAGCAAUGCCAUUGCUAAAGAGGUGGAGAUCCCUGGUGGCACCACCUCUGUGACCCUGAAAUCCCUGACCUCUCAGACUCCAUAUACCAUUGCCCUGGCUAUCACAAACCGCAUGCUGAAGACUUUGUUCCUUCUGACGGGAAACGUUACAACAUUGAAGGUUCCGCCCCCAAGUGGAGUUAAAGUGGUAGACCUGUACGGCGACAAGGCCACGGUGUGGUGGGACCCGGGAGCUGAUGACGUCAUCUCUUAUUUGAUCAAAUGGAUUCCUCUGAGCGGAGGGAGGCUCAGUCAGCUGUCAGUCCCGGGAGGUGAACACAGUGCGGUCCUUGCCGACUUGGAGUACAGCACGGAGUACCAGGUGUCCAUCUCUGCCCGCUACGCGGAUGGCUCACAGAGCGAUGCUUCCUCCGCACGCUACAGGACAGUGAAGGUUCCGCCCCCAAGUGGAGUUAAAGUGGUAGACCUGUACGGCGACAAGGCCACGGUGUGGUGGGACCCGGGAGCUGAUGACGUCAUCUCUUAUUUGAUCAAAUGGAUUCCUCUGAGCGGAGGGAGGCUCAGUCAGCUGUCAGUCCCGGGAGGUGAACACAGUGCGGUCCUUGCCGACUUGGAGUACAGCACGGAGUACCAGGUGUCCAUCUCUGCCCGCUACGCGGAUGGCUCACAGAGCGAUGCUUCCUCCGCACGCUACAGGACAGGAGACAAUCCCCGGAAGAUGCCCGCGGGCCGCGGAGGCUUUGGACCCGUCCGGACAGAUGGGACGUGUCCAUUAAUUAAGGCCAAAGACAGAGAAGACGAGUUUCCUGGCUAUGACAUGAUGGUGGUCUUCGGACUUCAUGAAAAGCUCUACUCCUCCAUCAAUGGGGUCUCCAUUGACGCCUUCGUCUUGGGGAGAUCAAGGAUCUAUACGGUGGCAGAGAACGCCCAGCUGACCAUCUGGACCAGAGAAGUCCACCCUCAUGGGCUCCUCCAGGAACACGGGCUCAGCUUCCUCUUUCGCCUGCCUGCCAACGCCGCCCAGGAACCGUUCGCCUUGUGGCAGCUGACGGAUGAAGAUUUCCAGCCGGUUGUCGGGAUCAUCCUGGAUCCCAAUCAGCAGUCGUUGACCUAUUUCAGCCCCGAGCUUGAGGGAAGCUUGCAGGAGGUGACCUUCGAUGAGGAAGAAGUGAAGAAGAUUUUCUAUGGGAGUUUCCACAAGUUGCAAGUUGCAGUGUCUAAAACAAAAAUUCGGCUCUAUGUGGACUGUCAGCUGGUGACGGAGAAGGUGGUAAAGCCUAUGGGAAAGGUGACCACAUUAGGAUUUGAGAUGUUGGGGAAACUGACCAGGACCAGGGGCCCGAGGAGCGGCUCUUCAGCGGGAGCAUUUUCAGAAGGAGGCCACCGGUGCGCGUAUUUCGGUAACUUGCACACAGGCAGCCCACGAAGGGUUAACCGGCAUCGGUUUCGAGGCCGUGCCUGCGGAAAUUCCUUCCUCGCUCUGAGAGAUGAGAACACAUGCCCUGCCCCCACCUCCGCCUGUACCUGCACCUCCGAUGUGCCGGGACCACCCGGCCCUCCUGGAUUUCCGGGGCCACCAGGACCUCGAGGGUCCAAAGGAGAGCAGGGCGAGCCAGGACAAGUGGGAGAACAAGGCGUGUCCGGACAGGUGGGUCCAGAAGGUUCCAGCGGAUACACGGGCUCCCCUGGCCUCCGCGGGAUGACGAUGACUGGCCCCACGGGACCCCCGGGGCUGAAGGGUGAGAAGGGCGACAUUGGAAGUCCAGGACUGCAGGGUUUUCCGGGUCUGGAUGGGAAGGCAGGAAAGGACGGGACGAUGGGACCUAAGGGUGUACGAGGAUUGGAGGGAAAUACAGGCCUCCCCGGCCCCCCUGGACCCCGGGGGAUUCAAGGGGUCCAAGGACUAACUGGAAGUCCUGGAGAUAGAGGAUCUGUUGGAGAAGUUGGGCCCACGGGUCUUCCCGGCACUCGAGGUGAGAAAGGCGAGAAGGGGGAACCUCAAUCUGUCUCCACCAUCUACCACUUGGUGAAUCAGGUGUGUGAGAGGCUCAUACAGGCUCACCUGAUAAAAUUGGAGUCAGUCUUGCGGGAGAAAGAGGCACAGCCUGUCCCUAUCUGGGAUUUGGAAUUAAAACCAGGAGAACCUGGACCUCCAGGACCUCAGGGGCUACCAGGAGAGCAGGGAGAACCUGGAGUUAAUGGAGCAUUUGGACAACCAGGCCAGAAUGGAUACCCAGGGAAGCAAGGAUCCAAAGGAUAUCAAGGAGAGAGAGGUGCUCCAGGAAAAGCUAAAGAAGGCCCAACAGGACCUCCCGGAGUGAUAGGUUUUCCAGGAAAGGAAGUCAUUGGAAAUCCAGGGUCUGUGGGCUUUCCUGGGCAACCCGGCCACCCUGGAAAUCCAGGAAUCCCUGGACAUUAUGGACCUCCGGGGGUAGAAGGUGGCUGUGACUCCUCUUCCUCUUACAUCAGGUGCUGAAGAACUGCAUCUUAUCCCCUGAACGCUUCCAGCUAAACCACACAAUGUACGAAUCCGGCGGAGCAUGUCUCUGGCAAUGUCACAAGCCGCUUUUCACUAACAGUGCAGCUGGGUGCAUCAAGAACAUUGUGCGGCUUUGA